This is a messenger RNA of Emiliania huxleyi CCMP1516, 342 nucleotides long. RefSeq lists its product as hypothetical. NCBI's taxonomy places the organism in Eukaryota, Haptophyta, Isochrysidales, Noelaerhabdaceae. The record is from RefSeq and is a predicted model, not a curated record. The transcript has 2 exons. The coding region runs from base 1 to 342 and encodes 113 amino acids.
AUGCAAAUCUCGCUCGACCUCUCGCCCGCCCUCUCGGACGCCAUCGUCGAGCGCGGGUACUCGCCCGCGUACGGCGCGCGCCCGCUGCGGCGCGCCGUGCAGGCGUUGUGUGAGGAUGCCGUCGCCGAGGCAUCGCUGGACGGCUUCGCCACAGGGCCUGACCUCGCUAGUCGCGUCGCGCCUCCAGGCGAGGGCCGCGUGCUGCUGCGCAACAAGCGCGGCAAGACGCGGACCUAUGAGCCGGCCACCGCCGCUGGCGGCAUCGAGGGCGGCGACGCAGCGGAGAGCGCGGCGCUGCUCUCGGACGGCCUCCCGAAGGCCAACCCGCUCGGGCUGCCAUGA